Pelobates fuscus (common spadefoot toad) is the source of this 1382-nucleotide messenger RNA. RefSeq names its product retinal pigment epithelium-derived rhodopsin homolog (gene RRH). The record is from RefSeq and is a predicted model, not a curated record. Gene Ontology annotation, biological process: phototransduction; visual perception; G protein-coupled receptor signaling pathway. The transcript is spliced from 7 exons. Gene Ontology annotation, cellular component: photoreceptor outer segment; plasma membrane. Bases 186 to 1211 code for a protein of 341 amino acids. Gene Ontology annotation, molecular function: G protein-coupled photoreceptor activity. NCBI's taxonomy places the organism in Eukaryota, Metazoa, Chordata, Amphibia, Anura, Pelobatidae.
GUGUCUGAAGUUAUGUGCAGGUCUUUGUUUCUCUAACAAGCUUUGCUCAAUACAGACCUGCAGCUUGAAUCCUUUCAGAUAUGCACCCAUUUAACGCCUGUUCACAAUCCAUGACAUAAUGGGGAAAACUAACUCCGUACUGUGCUUUUGUCUUUAGUGCAAAUCUGGAGCACUAACGGUUUGCAAUGGACAAGACCUCAGAGUAUAUAACUCUGCUCCCUUUUGAAAAUAUAUCUCCAAAUGCUUCAACUGAAGGUUAUUCUGUCUUUUCCCAGACUGAGCACAAUAUUGUAGCAGCUUAUCUGAUUACUGCAGGUAUAGUAAGCCUUUUGAGCAAUCUUAUAGUUCUGGGAAUCUUUGUUAAAUAUAAGGAGCUCCGCACAGCAACCAAUGCAAUCAUCAUUAAUUUGGCCUUCACUGACAUUGGAGUCAGUGGGAUUGGGUAUCCAAUGUCUGCUGCAUCUGAUAUACAUGGAAGUUGGAAGUUUGGAAACACAGGAUGUCAGAUUUACGCUGGCUUGAACAUAUUCUUUGGUAUGGCAAGCAUUGGAUUACUUACGGUUGUUGCUAUCGACCGAUACCUGACAAUCUGCAAACCUGACAUAGGAAGAAGAAUUACAGGCUGUCACUAUGCGGCUCUUAUCCUUGCUGCAUGGAUAAAUGCUGUCUUCUGGUCUGUGAUGCCCAUAGUGGGAUGGUCAAGUUAUGCUCCUGAUCCCACUGGAGCUACAUGUACCAUUAAUUGGAGGAAAAAUGAUGCGUCUUUUGUGUCAUAUACAAUGAGUGUGGUUGCAGUAAAUUUUGUGAUCCCACUCCUGGUGAUGUUUUACUGUUAUUACAAUGUGUCCCGCACCAUGAAAGGAUAUAGCAGCCGAAACAGCCUUGGCAACAGCAACGUGGACUGGUCAGAUCAAGCCGAUGUAACAAAGAUGUCUAUGGUGAUGAUCGUGAUGUUCCUGGUGGCCUGGUCUCCUUAUUCUAUUGUAUGCUUAUGGUCAUCCUUCGGGGAUCCAAAACAAAUCUCACCAGCUAUGGCCAUAAUAGCUCCUCUAUUUGCCAAAUCCUCAACCUUCUACAAUCCUUGCAUUUAUGUCAUAGCUAACAAAAAGUUCAGAAGGGCUAUAUUCUCCAUGAUCCAAUGCAAGUCCAGACAGGAAGUUACACUCGACAACCACAUCCCAAUGAGUGUUUCCCAAAGUACACUGACAUAAGGACUCUUAGAAAUUAUCCCCAGUCUUCAUUGUGCCUGCAUAUAGCAAUAAAAGACAAUUACAAUAUUUUAAUAAUGUACUAAAUAGACAUUUUGUUUUCUCUGAUAAUAUUUCUUCGUAAAACCCUACUUUAUUUCUUAUACUAUAUGCACUUUUGUGUAUAAUGGCUUC